Molecule: messenger RNA, 6090 nt
Organism: Venturia canescens
Lineage: Eukaryota; Metazoa; Arthropoda; Insecta; Hymenoptera; Ichneumonidae
Gene: egl
Product: Egl_like_exo domain-containing protein
Exons: 6
Coding region: 1001-3496 (831 amino acids)
Biological process (GO): nucleobase-containing compound metabolic process
Molecular function (GO): 3'-5' exonuclease activity; nucleic acid binding
Source: RefSeq, a predicted model, not a curated record
GCUAAAAUAAUAGCGCGCAUCUACCACUGUACCAUUGAUACAUAAUUAAAUAAUUUUAUGAUGUAGCUUUUUAUGAUGUUUAUUACUGGCAUUUCAUCGACCUGUUUUCUGAGAAUAAAAUAGAAAAAGAAAGAAAAUAUUCAAGUAAAUAUUGAAUAUGUAGUAGUAAAACAUUUUGAAGCGACACAAUUGUGACAGUAUAAUUUUUGCUUUCUAUCUGAAAAUGUUUAGAAUUUCUCACAAUUUCUGUGCAGAUGUAUUUUUGUUUGACUCUUGUAAAAUUACUUGUAAUUUGAAUUUCGAUUUCCGACUACAUGCAGAUAUUCUUGCCAAGUUGAUUGGAUUAAAAUAAAAGUCGCUUGACCAAUGAAAGAUAAAUUUCACGAGUGGUCACAUAACGGUAAAUUGCGGUAAAUGUACCGUAAAGUUAUCAGUGAAAUACGGAAUUCAAAUGAACUUCAAAAAUUUCCACAAAAGCAUAGAUAUUAUCAGUAGCACAUAAUGAUUUUCCGCACAAGCUUAGUACAGAGAGAAAAAUUCGUGUAUUCGCAAAAAAAUUCCAAACACAUGUGAAUUACAUGUUAUGCAAAAAUGUAUGCUAGCCUAGGUUACGCGUUAGCUCCGUUAAGGGGGUCUGCUAACAGUCGCCAUCCCGUCAACUUCUAUGCAUAAUUGUGCCUUUCAAGUAUUACGUAUUUAGUAGUUAAUAGUUUUUCUAAAGUGUGCUAGAGAAGUGAGGUAUAGAUCAAUUGUUGUUUAAAAUGUUAAUUUAUUAGUGAAGAUAGAAGGAAGUUAAAAGUGGUGCUCCGUCAUCUGAUUCGCGCAAUUCUCCCAAUGAUCAUUAGUAUUUUCGAUUCACAAUCUAGUAUCUGGUGGAUGACAUUUUUUUAGGACGACCAUAAACAUCGUACCAAUGAACAUAUGUCGAAACAACUGAAACUGUCAACGUGAGAAAUUAAUUUCAUCAGCAGGUUCAACAGAGUUGGACUUUAACCGGAAAAUGGAAAGUUCAGAAUACGAAUUGGUUCGAAACAUGACUCUGUUAUUCUUCUUCGAACGACUGAUGGACAAAGGGGGACCCCGUACGUUGCACGAUCUCAGCUGUCAAUUCGGAGCUAAGGGAUUUACGAAGGAAAUGCGACGUAUAGCAGGAGGUUCACAGAGCGGAUUGAAAAAUUUUUUGUCACAAUAUCCAAUGCUCUUCGUCAUCGACGGCGACUACGUUUCAGUGAAUACCUUCCAACCUGUAGUGGAGGACGAUGACGCCGGUCUGACAAAAACGAACAAACGUGAUUAUGCCCGAGAAGCUGUUGAAUAUUUUACAAAUAAAUUAAUGCAAUAUGGAGCUGGUACUGAAGUGCCAAUAAAAAGUUUAUUGGGACACAGAUCCCAAGCGUCUCCGGAGGUGCGGCACAUCUCCGGCCAGCAUUACAAAGAGUUUCGAGAUUUUCUCGCAAAGCACCCGGAAGAUUUUGUCGUUACCGAAGACAAUGUGAUUUUAAAACGAUACGAAGGCAUCGAGGGUGCACCCUUCCAUGAGCUCGAGCCGGAUGAACCCAUCGAUCAACUGAUGACCGGAAGAUUGAUUACAUUUUUUACGAAAGAAAUUGAAAAAACAGGUUCUCUUCUGAUCGAGCAAUUACUGGCACUCGGCUCGGACGCUUUUCCUGAAAAAUCAUGGAUAACAAUGUUCACAACGUCCCAAGAUUUGUCGACCUUUCUCAAGAUGUUUCCCGACGCAUUUCACGUGCAAAAGAACGUCGUUACAAUAAAUCAUCGUAAAACUAUUUCCAGCACGGAAGUCGGACAAAAUGCUAAAAAUACUUCACAAAGUUCGCAAACUUCGGAUUCUGGAUUGUCAUUGAAUCAAUCGCGAAAUGUUACAACCGAAGAAUCAACGACUAGGAAUAAUGCUUCGCCAGUCUCAACGACGCCCCAAAAUGAAUUAACCAAAAUGGAACAGCCGGCCGGCGGACUCACCACUGGGUCAAUAGAAAAUAAUAAUAGCUCACCUACUUUGAGUUUGCAGCAGCAAACUUUGAAGCAACGAAUUAAUACACUCGUCAUGAAAACCCUCGCUGAUAAUACGGAAAAAGAUCGAAGUCUCCAGUCGUCCCACAUGGGCGAUGCUUGGAGAAUGAAAGAACUCCAGCAAACUAAAAUAGUUGUAAACCCAAAAGAAUGCCUCCAAAUUGUCGAAGAUAUCAUCAAUUCGACACACUCUUUAACAGAAAAUGGACAUGUCGUUGUUUCCUUUGAUUGCGAAGGUAUUAAUUUAGGAGCCAGAGGUCAAUUGACUCUUUUACAAAUCGGUACUAUGCUUGGACAAAUUUAUGUUUUCGACUUGUUUACUUCACCAAAUCUUAUUAAAUCUGGCGGGCUUGGCAAUCUCCUUGAGAGUCCAACCGUUAUCAAAGUCGUGCACGACUGUAGAAACGAUAGCGUUAAUCUUUUCAAUCAAUUUGGCAUCACAUUAUGUAACGUCUUCGAUACACAGGCAGCCCAUGCUGUUCUCCAAUUCCAAGACACGGGAAAACCGGUUUACAAAGUGAAAAACGUAAAUCUCAAUUCACUCUGUGAAAUGUAUGGCUCUUCUUGUAAUCCUGUGAAAGAACAAUUGAAAAACAUUUAUCGUCGUGACCAACGAUAUUGGGCGCGGAGGCCAAUGACUCGAGAAAUGCUAAUUUAUGCUAGCAGCGACAUUCUUGGCCUCGUACCUCAGGUGUACACGUCAAUGUCCAGACUCAUCAAGUCCGAAACGCAACAACUGUUUACGGAACUCUGCGAAGAACAAGUGCAAAUGCACAUAAAUCCGAUAGACGUGAAAGCUCGCAAAAAACAACGAAAAAUCGACACCGAAGUAGCCGAUUUGAGAAAAAGAAUGGAAGAAAAUACAGGGAAGAACAUAGUUUUGAGCAAUCGGGAGAUUCGACUUCUCCGUUAUUUGGUGCUUACCGAGGACGAAAAAGACAAAUUGAAAGGAAAUUAUAAGGUAGCGAAGAAGCUUGAGAAACUGGAAAAAAUGGGUCACGAAAAAGGUGACAGUAGCGAAGAUGACGACGAUGACGAUAGAAAUGAGGAUACUGAAUUUGCGAGUUUGGAAAGUUGCACGUCCGACAAUUCACAAUCUGGAGAUACUAUUUUUGGAAAAACUGGGGACGGAUCAACACUCACCGAAUCGAUGCAAAUGGUCGACGAAAUUUUGUCCGAUGGACAAAUGAACGGACUCGAAAAGAUCGAGAAGCUGGAAGCCAUUCUAUCAAGCGUAACUUAUUCAAGUGGGGAUAUUUUUUCUCUCGAGAACAACGAAAAUUCAUCGAAAAAAUGUCAGUGCAUGUGUCAAAAAACAUUAGGCAAUAGGACAGAAAAAAAUAAUGAAUCGGUCGCUGACGUAGCGUGCCAGACGCUCAGUACAGGAGAUAUUGUAAUUACGAGGGUAUACUUGACAGAAGAAGAAAAAGAACGUGAGCGAUUACUUAGUUCACCAAGAACAUGAUCUUGGAUGUUCUCUGUUCGAAAUGCAAUUGUUAAAUUGCCUAAUGAUACUUUUGGAAAAUGUCAGUGCCUAGAAUUGUCAUAGCCUUACCCCAACAUGUGCCUCAUGUAUUUCAUUGUUUCGGUUAUUAUCGACCGUUAUUUUAUUACUCUAACACCGGAAUAACUUUUUUAACUAAUUGGUAAAUCGUAUGCGCUUUUGUUUUAUUUCGGUUGCGAUAUUCAGUGAAAAAUCAUCGAAACCGAUUACAUUUUUUCUUCCUCGACUACACUUAGCUAUUGAAUACGAACAUCGAUUUCCGCUAAUUUAUAUUUUUAAAUCGUGCCAAUCGUGGAAAAUAUCAACCGGAAUUCACUUUUUCGUACUAUGCGGUUCUUUAAAAGUUAUACUUCAAUUUAAGAAAAAAUCAUUUUAUUUUGAUAAAAUCAUGUUACUUUGAUAUGCAGCUGCUGAACACAUCACAUUUGCUUCCGUUACCGGACGAUCGAUUGUCUCUUCAAAUUUGUACAAUUUUAUCGAAUUUAUUGUUUUUAUUAUCGCGUGAAAAACACAGGGACUCAUUUACAUAUUAUACAAGUUUUAGAUUUUUUUAAAAUCUCUAUUAUUUGAACAAAAUAAUUCUACGUAAUCUUACUAAUGCAAUGCUGAACUCCGUUUUUGUUAUAUGACGGUCGAUCGUCGUUUGGAAAUAUUUAUACGAUAUAAUCAGAUUUGAAAACAGAAUAUCACACGUUGACCUUUAUAUUAUUUACAAGUUAGCGAUUUUAGAAAAAUUGUAUUAUUUUAACAAAAUUUCGUUGCGUUUUCGUUGCUGAAAGAUCGAUCGUUUUUCAAAAUAUUUGUACAUUAAAAUCGAAUUUAUAUUCAUUAAAAUGAUUAACACAAUGAUAAUAUUUCUCAGUAUAACGAUGUCUGAGCUAUGAUCAAUAAAAUCCUCUACGCCAUUAUUGUUAACAUAAAAAUGUCACUGUGACCAAUGUGUAUGAAUUUUUUUCAACAUUGUAUUAUUUAUAGCCAGCCCUCACUAGCCAUUUAGAGAAUUAUAUUUUCUUUCUUUCGAAGACAUUUAACUUCUCAUUUUUUAUUCAGAAUUUCAUUCAAGGAAAAAUCAUUCGCAUUGGCAAUAUUACAAAUUUUGUACUUUCCAAGGUAAAAUAACGGCUUUACACGAGUCAAAUGAGUGCUAACUUUUACCAAUAUGAUAUUAUUUUUCUUGAUCUUCAGGUCUUAUUUUGUUCCCCGAGAGAGCUUCUACGACUUUUAUUUCUUCCUUUCAAUUUGUUAAAAAGAAGGUGAAAGUAAAUCAUGUUAGCAGCCGAAUUGAAGCAGACUCGGGAAUAAUUUUCCCAGUAAGUUUGUAGAGAAUUUUUCGAGAAAAUGAGACCUGAAACAUGGAAAUGGAUUAAAAAUUCGGAUCAUACUUUGAAAAAUAUAGAUGAAAAUAUAACAUCAAGAAAUUUAGCAAUUAUCGGUUGGUGGUUUCGCAAAUCAAUUGUUAUUUUAUCCUGUUCUCAAAUCAAUAUUAUAAUAAUAAUCAACCUAUAAUUAAUUUUUUCAAUGCAAUAGACAAACCAGUAGUAUAUUUUGGGAAUUCAAUACUCAUUUGACUAGAAUGAAGCAACUAUAUUGCCUCAAAAAAACAUUUUCUCAAAUUUUUACCUCGCAACAAAUGCCUUGAAAAUCAAAUGGCCUGUUGUCAGCAGUGAUAGAAAUUCAAAAAAACUGAAUGUGUUAGUGCAUGGACAAAUAUGGAAAUUUUGCCGCUUUCAUUCAAUUGAAAAUGUGGAAAAAAUGCCACUGCAUUCGGGCAUCUGCAACUCUGAACAAAAAGCUUUUAGCUCUCGAAUAGUGCAUAUACCUAAAUAAGCAGUUGGAAAAAACUCUUUCCAUUUACAUUACGUGUAUUUUGUAGAUCGUUAACCCCUACGAUCAUUUUUUUCCUUUGAGAAUUAGAAUUUCUAAUUCUCAUAUUGAACUUCAUAUUGAAGAGAUCAAGAAAGAUAGAGCAAUAAGCCAUUCAAAUUAUUUCUCAGAAAAAAGGAUUCAAAACAUUGACUGGGUCCGUAAUUAGUUUUCUGUUCAGAUUCUUUUGAAUCACAUAUCAUUCAAGCAACGAAAGGUCAAAGAUCACGAAGCAAGUAACAAAGUGUCUAAUGUAGGCUGAGUUCCCUAAAACUGCCAUGCUGCCACUGCGAUGGCUGUACUUUUUAUAUCUACAUGAAAUUUUUGCUCAAUUUUGUGCAGCGCAAUUAAUGAUUCGCAGCUCAAAAUAACUAACUUGAUUCGGAUUCUUAAAUAAACAAUUUAUUUUAAAUAACUCGAUGAACUCUGUUGUUACUGCAUUUUACAUUUUUGAGACUAAAAAUAUAUUUCAAUUAUCCAAAUUGAACAGCCCUGCAAGAGGCAUAAUCUUUUAUUUUUCAUAAAUAUCAAUCUUUCCGGAAGGCGAAUGGUUCCGAAAAUAAUGGUGAAGCGUUAUUCAUUUAAACCUAAUACGUAAUUAAUUUUAGUAUAAUAGGGAUGAAUACAAAAUGUUAUAAUGCUUUGUCAGAUAACUUAUGCUAAUAAAAAACAAUACUUGGUCACAUACGGUA